AUGAAGACAAGAAGAAUGUGCCACAUUCUAAUGGUCUCAAUUCUACUCAUCGCGAGUUUGGUUUGUGCAGCAAGCAAGCCUUUGUCCCUCUUUGGUGCUUCAACUCAACAAGCACUAUUUAAACAGUCCGCCACAGUAGUUGAUCCCACAACCACAAUUCAACAUGCCUCAAGACAUGCUUUUGACCCUACACAGGGAAAUGAAAGAAUAUUGAAAGCAAAGGGCAAUGGGUAUGAAGAAGCAUUAAGGGGACUGACGAGGCUAGGCUCAACACCACCAAGGUGUGAGCACAAAUGUGGAGGCUGCAUUCCCUGUGAUCCCAUUCAAAUUCCUACCAACAAUGAUAUUCUGGGGGUUAAGUAUGCCAAUUACGAGCCUGAAGGAUGGAAAUGCAAGUGUGGCAAUUCUUACUUCAACCCAUAA
Messenger RNA from Abrus precatorius (Indian licorice), 423 nucleotides. RefSeq names its product EPIDERMAL PATTERNING FACTOR-like protein 3. Lineage: Eukaryota; Viridiplantae; Streptophyta; Magnoliopsida; Fabales; Fabaceae. The transcript is spliced from 3 exons. Gene Ontology annotation, biological process: guard cell differentiation; stomatal complex development. The record is from RefSeq and is a predicted model, not a curated record. Bases 1 to 423 code for a protein of 140 amino acids.